Sorghum bicolor (sorghum) is the source of this 1109-nucleotide messenger RNA. Its product is annotated as peptidyl-prolyl cis-trans isomerase CYP18-1. Bases 385 to 867 code for a protein of 160 amino acids. The record is from RefSeq and is a predicted model, not a curated record. Gene Ontology annotation, molecular function: peptidyl-prolyl cis-trans isomerase activity. Gene Ontology annotation, cellular component: catalytic step 2 spliceosome. Gene Ontology annotation, biological process: protein peptidyl-prolyl isomerization; protein folding. Lineage: Eukaryota; Viridiplantae; Streptophyta; Magnoliopsida; Poales; Poaceae. The transcript is spliced from 3 exons.
CCGCGAGGCGGCUGCUGCUGGCAGGGCCGCGGCGCUUGCGGCUUGCGGCUUGCGCCGACAGAGGGCGCUUGUAGCGGCGCGCGGGGAGCGGCCGCGGUGGCCUGGCCGCCACAAGGUCGUCGAACCGACGAACCGAAACAGGAGAACCCAGCGUUGACCCAGCCGCGAGGCAGAAAAGGGCUUUCCCGGCCCAUAGUGUGGCCCAAUUACCUACGAGCCCAACACAGCCCGCGCCGCCUUCCAGCAGACUCCAGCAGAUUCGAUUACGCCUUCUCCUUGCCGAGCACAGCACGAACCAACCCGUCGUCGCCUUCCUCUCCGGCUCGCCGCCGCCUCCCCCUCACCGGCCUUCUCCGCGCCUCCUCCCACGCUCCGCCCGGCGCCAUGUCGGUGACGCUGCACACGAACCUGGGCGACAUCAAGUGCGAGGUGUUCUGCGACCAGGUGCCCCGCACGGCGGAGAACUUCCUGGCGCUCUGCGCCAGCGGCUACUACGACGGCACCGUCUUCCACCGCAACAUCAAGGGCUUCAUGAUCCAGGGCGGCGACCCCACCGGCACAGGCAAGGGCGGCACCUCCAUCUGGGGCACCAAGUUCGCCGACGAGUUCAGGGAGUCGCUCAAGCACAACGCGAGAGGGAUCAUGUCGAUGGCCAACAGCGGGCCCAACACCAACGGCAGCCAGUUCUUCAUCACCUACGCCAAGCAGCCGCACCUCAACGGCCACUACACCGUCUUCGCCAAGGUCAUCCAUGGCUUCGAGGUGCUGGACCUCAUGGAGAAAGCGCAGACAGGACCCGGGGACAGGCCGCUCGCCGAGAUCAGGCUCAACCGCGUCACCAUCCACGCCAACCCGCUCGCACUCUGAACUCAACUCCUGUCCUGGCUGCCUCAUCCAGAAGGAUCUGUUCAUGGUUAGACCUGCCUGAAUCUGGUUGGUUGUCGUCAACAUUGAUUUCCACUGCAAAUGCAACGGCAUGUAACUGCCUUGUGAAACAUCAAUUUGUAGCUGUCUAAUUUACUGAUGCCGUGACAUGUAACCUUUUGGGGAUUGGCUAGCUUUGUUUUGCCUGAUUUUUUGCUUCUGAAUCUGAACCAUCAAAACCUUAA